AUGUUUGCUGGCAGAUUUGAUCCGUCGGCAUUUAGCGGCACGAAACGGAAACGUGACAGUGACAAUUAUGAGAGUGACGUGAGCGAUGACCUGAGCAUAAACGAAAGUGGAGUUGACGACAGUGGAAGCGAAGAGGAAGAUAGCACGAGCGAGAACACCAAGAAGGAGGAAUUUAGCAGUGACAGUGAGAGUGACAGCGAAAGUGAUAGUGAUCGUGGUAGUGAUAAUGAAAGUAAUAGCAGCAUCAGUGACAAAGAGACUGAUGUAAAUGCAAUGGACAUAGAUAGUGGUAAUUCGAAAUCUUCUAUUGAAGAAUUAGCAGGUGAAGGGGAUGAGGCAUAUGUUGAUAAGCAUCAUUCAGUGUUUCUGAAAUUUCAAAAGUCCAUCGAUAAAAGCAUUCAAUCAACGAAUUUAAAUGGUGAAGAAGAUGUUUCUGACGAUAAUAUCGUUCAACAAGAUUUACAACCUCUCCCCCAACCGCCAUUACCUCGAGAUAGAAGGCUAAAGGCUACUACUACACAUUUGAAAUCACUUGACUGGCUUGCCGUGCCCACAUACACUGCACCUGAGAUCACAGAACCGUUUUCUGGGUUCCCUCUUAAUCCUAAAUUACAAAGUAACCUUAAUUCCUUGGGAUAUACCAGCGCAUUUGCUGUUCAGAUCAGUGUGCUUCAUGUACUUCUUUCAGACAUUAGAAAGAAUAUUUUUCAACCAGAUCAUCGAGGUGAUUUGCUUGUGAAUGCUCUGACAGGGUCAGGGAAGACAUUAGCAUAUCUGAUACCAAUAAUCGAAGCAUUGCAUAAGAGAACCGUGCCAAAAGUUCGUGCAAUUAUACUUGUACCCACCAAGCCUUUGAUCAAUCAAGUGAAACAAACGUUAGAUACUUUACGGAAAGGUACCAAAUUGCAUGUUGUAAGUUUAAAGAAUGAUAUCAGCUUGAAGGAGGAAGCAAGAAAGCUUUUGUCCAAUGUUCCCGAUAUCAUAGUCACUACUCCUGGUCGUCUUGUGGAUCAUUUGACCAUGGAAUCCAUUAAUUUACAGGACUUGAGAUAUUUGGUCAUUGAUGAAGCUGAUAGAUUGUUGAACCAAUCUUUCCAGAAUUGGUGUAGUGUUGUUAUUUCAAAGUUAUGUCCAGUUGGUGCUGUUGAUAAUAAAUGGAAUCGUACACCACAGAAGUUAAUCUUUUCAGCUACAUUAACCACAGACGCAGGGAAGUUAACUCAGUUGAAAUUGCAUAAUCCUCGGUUAAUCAUUGUUAAUAAAGAACAUCAAUUAUUGCAAAAUGAUGAACUUUUUUCAGUUCCUGCCACAUUGAAUGAAUUCCUGAUCCAAGUCGGUACUGCCAAAGCAUCAGUGAAACCAUUGUUAUUGGCCAAAUUACUUUUGACCCAAAAGAGACACAGGAAUGUGUUGAUAUUUGCAAAGUCAAACGAAGCAACUAUCAGAUUAGCCAAAUUACUACAAUCACUCUUUGAUAGGCUUGUUUCUCUCCAUGAUGAAAAGCCAUUGGUUGUGGAGUAUUUGAAUUCCACCAAUAAUACAUCACAGAUAAGAAAACAAAUAUUGAACAAAUUCCAUGAGGGUAGCAUAAACGUUCUUGUUGCAACUGAUUUAAUUGCUAGAGGUAUUGAUAUUCUUAGCAUUACCACCGUUGUCAACUAUGAUUUGCCCAAUUCCGCUAGAGAAUAUGUCCAUAGAGUCGGUAGAACUGCUAGAGCAAACAAAACUGGUGAUGCCAUUAGUAUUGUCGUUGGGAAAGGUGAACAGAAGUGGUUCAAUAAGCUCACCAAAGAAAUUGGUCGUUCUCCAGAGCAAAGCAUUGGUAUAAUUGAAGGAGUAAUAACCGAACAACUGGAAGAACAAAUAUACACUCAAUGUCUUGAACAAUUACAAAAGCAAAUAGCCAGGUAA
Messenger RNA from Lizanozyma spartinae, 1911 nucleotides. It is a transcript of the gene DBP6, whose product is annotated as putative ATP-dependent RNA helicase. Gene Ontology annotation, cellular component: nucleus. The coding region runs from base 1 to 1911 and encodes 636 amino acids. Gene Ontology annotation, molecular function: ATP binding; nucleic acid binding. NCBI's taxonomy places the organism in Eukaryota, Fungi, Ascomycota, Pichiomycetes, Serinales, Debaryomycetaceae. The transcript has a single exon. The record is from RefSeq and is a predicted model, not a curated record.